GUGAGUGUUAUUCAUAUUUUAAAUCAUGGAUUUAUUAACUAUUUUUCUUAUUUUUCUUAUUGGAAUAAUUUUCUAUUAUUUUAAUAAGAAAAAAAAUAUUUUUGACGAAUUAGAUAUUCCAUACGUACAACCGAAACCGUUUUUUGGAAAUGUAAUACCUUGCAUAUUACAAAAAUUAAAUUACAUUGAACUCGUUACUAAAUUGUAUAAUACUUUUCCAAAAGUGAAAUAUUUCGGUAUGUUUGAUUUUCAAACACCAGUGAUUGUGAUUCGUGAUCCAGAAAUCAUUAAAUUAAUUGGAAUAAAAAAUUUUGAAUCAUUUACUGAUCAUCGGGGUUUUACUAAUGAAUCGAUCGAUCCUAUUUUUGGAAGAUCUCUAUUUUCAUUGAAAGGCGAUCAAUGGAGAGAAAUGAGAACAAUACUGAGUCCUUCUUUUACAUCGAGUAAAAUGAAAAUGAUGUUUAAUUUAACAACAAAUUGUGCACAAAAUUUUACAAAGUCAUUAAUUGAAAAAUCCAAGGAUUUAGAUUACAUGGUGAAUCUUAAAGAUGUCUUUACGAGAGUUAGUGCAGAUGUGAUUUCAACAUGUGCCUUUGGUGUAAAUAUUGACUCAAUGAAGGAUCCGAAAAAUAAUUUAUAUGUCAUUGGUCGAGAAGCAACAAAUUUUGAUGGUAUACUUUCACUUAAAUUUCUUCUCAUUCGAAAUUUUAAAAUGAUAUCUAAACUUUUUCGAAUAACGAUUUUUAAUUCAAAAGUAAAUCGUUUUUUUACCGAUGUAAUAAAUUCAAAUAUUACAAUCAGAAGAGAAAAGGGGAUCAAUCGACAAGAUUUUCUUCAAUGGAUGAUGGAAUUUCAAGAUAAGAAUAAUGAAAAUCGAAAAUUGAGUCUUGAAGAAAUUGUUGCUAAUGUUGUACUUUUCUUCGUUGGUGGUUUAGAUGCUAUUUCUUCAACCUUAUCAUUUGCUCUUCAUGAAAUAGCUGUCAAUCCAAAUGUGCAAAAAAAAUUGCAACAAGAUAUUGAUGAUAUUUUAGAAAAUUCCCAAGGACAACCAACAUAUCAGGACAUAAUGAAUAUGCCAUAUAUGAAUGCGGUAGUUAAUGAAAUUUUGAGACUUUAUCCAAUCGGACAGGUUGAAAGAAUAUGCAACCGCAAAUUUCAACUUCCUCCAAUAUCAUCUGAAAAAGAACCAAUCAUAGUAUAUCCAGGAAUGUCAAUUUCGUUUCCUAUGUUUGCUAUUCAUCGUGAUCCUCAAUAUUUUGAAAAUCCAGAAAAAUUCGAUCCAGAGAGAUUUUUGAACGAGAAGAGAGUCAAUGCAGCAACUUUUUUUCCAUUUGGUGUAGGACCGCGAAUUUGUAUCGGAAAUCGUUUUGCUCUAAUGGAGAUUAAAAUUGUGUUAUUUCAUCUUUUGGCAUGUUUAAAUUUUAAACCUUGUUGCAAAACAUCUGUACCAAUAAUGUUUAAAAAAAAUUGUUUUCUUUUAUUACCUCAAGGUGGGUUUUGGUUGAAGAUUGAGGAAAGGAACUCGAAGGAAUAGUUUUUUGUAAUAACUAAAAAAAAUUUUGAUAAACAAUUUAAAAAAUUAAUUUUUUAAUUAAAAAUUAUAUAUUUAUUGCUGACGACAUUACAAUCUUUUCCCGUUUCUAUCAUUGUAAUAUGUAUUUAUCACAAUUUUUAUAAAAUUAUCAUCAAUGAGUUCUUAAGGUUAACGAUGAUAUUUUUAGGUUAAAGGUUAAUUACUUAUAAGACAAAUAAACAAAUGUAGUGCAUUUGUUUUAAUAUCAUUUUUAAGAUUUGUUAAUUAAACAUUGCAAAAGUAAGCGAAAUGUAUAAUUUUAGAAUUAAAAAUAUUUAAUUCAUUAAUCCGACGAUAUGAAUUAAUUAAGGGAUGAAAAGCACU
Leptopilina boulardi is the source of this 1897-nucleotide messenger RNA. RefSeq names its product cytochrome P450 9e2-like. The record is from RefSeq and is a predicted model, not a curated record. Gene Ontology annotation, molecular function: iron ion binding; monooxygenase activity; oxidoreductase activity, acting on paired donors, with incorporation or reduction of molecular oxygen. The transcript has a single exon. Lineage: Eukaryota; Metazoa; Arthropoda; Insecta; Hymenoptera; Figitidae. The coding region runs from base 26 to 1534 and encodes 502 amino acids.